AUGGCGAGUUCAGAGGAGGCUGGCUUGGCUGGUUCUGUAGAUGGCUUGAUGGUUUCUGAUGGGAGGCCUGGACAAGACGGCCGUGAUAGAUUCUCGGGUGCUUUAGGGGCAUAUGCUAGAAGAAACGACUCAGGAAGUGGCGCGGUUCAAGCUGAUCGAUCUAGACCAAGAACCUCAGAGAAUGUAUUAGCAUCAUCAAAGGAUACUGCACCACCAAACCACGAGAGAGUUGAAAGACCAAUCUCUUCAACAAGACACGCAGGUUCGUCAAGGAAAGCCAUUGUCUCGAGCGUUAGAGCCACUUCUUCAGCUGACUUUACAGAGAACCGCUCGAGCAGAAUUGUCCCAAACAAUGGCCGUUCCUCAACCGCUCAACGGACUCAGCUUGUUCCUGACCCGACCGCUAGACCAUCAUCAUCUUCUUCUUUCGCCCGAGCUGGGCCAUCAAGGACUUCUCGUGAAACCACGCUCCAGAACUUUGAGCUACUUACCAUAGGGAAUGGGAAGAGGAAGUGA
Molecule: messenger RNA, 516 nt
Organism: Brassica napus (rape)
Lineage: Eukaryota; Viridiplantae; Streptophyta; Magnoliopsida; Brassicales; Brassicaceae
Product: casein kinase 1-like protein 8
Exons: 3
Coding region: 1-516 (171 amino acids)
Source: RefSeq, a predicted model, not a curated record